Ochotona princeps (American pika) is the source of this 2565-nucleotide messenger RNA. It is a transcript of the gene TTC22, whose product is annotated as tetratricopeptide repeat domain 22. The record is from RefSeq and is a predicted model, not a curated record. The transcript has 7 exons. The coding region runs from base 216 to 1925 and encodes 569 amino acids. Lineage: Eukaryota; Metazoa; Chordata; Mammalia; Lagomorpha; Ochotonidae. Gene Ontology annotation, molecular function: protein binding.
UCUGGUUGUGCUAUGCCGACGCCUAACAGCCGCUGAGCAGGGAAAGCGGAAACACCCACAGGGCGCUCCCUCCCUGGCUGACACGAGGACCCACCCAUGGGCAGAAGGCGCCCGGCACUGGGAAGCGGCCGCUCCCUCGGCCUCUGCGUGCCCUCCUCGCUCGCGAGACAAUCGAUCUUCUGCCCGGUGCGAGGCCAGGAAGCAUCGGGAUCGUCAUGGCGGAGCCGGAGACCAUGGCUGACGACCUGGACGCGCUCAUCGACGACCUGGACUACCUUCCGGGCCACUUCCACCUGGAGAUGCAGUUGAACUUCGAGCCGCGCUCGCCAGAACCGCUGCGCGCCCGGGACCUGAAACUGCAGCGGGAGGGCCUGCGGCAGGAGCUGGAGCUGACGCCUGCCUUGCAGCAGUCGGCAGUGCGGCACCUGCUGGGCGCGUUCGCCUUCUACCUGGAGGAGCUGGACGAGGCCCGAGAGAGCUUCCUCGAGGUGGCUCGCGAGGACCCGGGCAACCUCAACGCCUGGGCCAAUCUGGCACACGUGUACGGGCGGCUGGGCCAGGAGGAAGAAGAAGAGGCAUGUGCCACACGACUGGCUGGCCUCAUGGGCCUGGCGGAAGACCCCGAGGCCACCGGGGACACGCAGCUCCGUGCUGCGCGCUGCCUGGCGGAGCAGGGGUAUGCUCAUGGCUUCGACGUGGGUUGCGCUAGCCCAGAGGAGCGCGUGCGGGUGCUGGCAGCGGGUAUCGCACUUUACGACAAGGCGCUGGGUUACGGGCCACAGGUCCCGGUGGAAGAGAAAAGGGGCUGGUACUUCACCAUGGCAACACUGUUCAUCAGGCUGGAUGGCAUCUUCCUGGAGCUAGGCAGCGAGGAGCAGAGGAGGCUGCCGGCCUUCAACCGCACCCUGGCCCUGCUCCGGCAGGUCCUCAAGUCCUCGGAUCCCCACCACCGAGCUCUGGCCUGGUGCUACCUUGGGAUGCUGUUGGAGAGAAAGGACACCUUCUCCACCACGCCCAUGGGUGUGCACGACUGUGGGUAUUCAGGGACGGAGCCGCUGGACUGCUUCGGCAAGGCCAUUGAGAUUGCCAAAGACCAGCCUCCUAUACUGAAUCGCCUAGCCAAAAUCUUCCACUUCCUGGGAAAGCCUGAUAUGGCCAUGGGCACCUGUAACAUGGCCCUGGAUGUGCUGCGAGACCCAGAGCUCAACCAGCAGGCGUACUGCACAAGGGCCAAGAUCCACCUCAGGGCCUACCUGCAUGACCUGGAGCGGGCCAAGGCGGGGCUCGGGGGCAUGCCCGACAGGAACCACCUGGCCUGCGCCAAGGCUGACCUGGAGGAAGUGGUCAAGGUGUGCCCAGGCCUCAAGACCUAUGUGGACAUUGGCCAGGUCUACUACUACAUGGGCGUGGAUGCCAUGCAGGAACUGCUAGCGGUGGACGAGGCGGCGCUGAACCAGGCGCUGGUUUUCUUGGCCAAGGCCGGCGAAUCGGAGCUGGGCGCCUCGCUGCCUGAGCUGCAGCUGCUGCGGGGCAAGUGCCUGCGCAUCAAGGGCGAGGAGGCCAACGCUGCGGCCUGCUUCAAGCGUGCGGUGGAACUGGACGACACGGGCUCCUGCCAUACCGAGGGUUUCGGCUGCCUGCUGGAGGUGCUGCUGGCGCAGUGGAGCCAGGCUCAGUUGAGCGACGCCCAGCUGGGCCAUGAGGUGGAUGUCUGGCUGCGCCAGGCCCAGGACAAGUACCCCGCGGCGCACCUGCGCCAAGAGCUGCAGCGCGUAUGGCGAGGCCACACCUACGAGGUUCUGGGGCUGGCCCGGGCCUUGGUGGCUCAGGGACGGCUGGCGCUGGUGCGGCUGCUCUUUGAGACCAUGGAGCACGAGGGGGAUGCUGCUGGGGCUCCACGGGGCCGCCGGUCGUGUUCCUGGUGAGUUGGCGGACCCCACCCCGUCCACAGAUGAUUGGAGCACCUCUAGGCGCUCGCUAAGGGCCCUGUCUUGCCAUGGGUCGGUGUCUGAGUGAGCAGAGCUGAUCAGAUCCACACGGUGCAUGGGGGCGUUGUUCCAGCACAGCGGUUUCCAGGACCCCAUUCCUGAGAGCCCAGGAAGGUGAGAACAUACUCAACCAACCCGAAGGCAGGAUCUACAAAGAAACCAAGAUAGCUGUCUCCUGAGCCAAAGAAAAUGUUUGCCUCCGUGGUAGUGAUAGUCCCCUUCCCAGGCCCAGGACCCCUUGGUGGAUUCGCCAAAAGCCCUCUCUGUCCUUGUAAGAAAACCUCUUCAAUUUGGUGAGUGGUUCCACAUCCUGCAGUGCAGGCAGAGGGCAGUUGGCACAGGGAGCUAGGCCCAUCAAAGCACAGGCCCUGCCUUAGCCUGCCUGCCCAGGGCUCCUCCCUGCCUGCUUAUCAGUUUUCCAGCAGCCCCCAACUUGAGCCUUGUAGUCUGACUCUCUGAAAUGGAGUCUGUGAACAAAUGCCUACUUCCUAUUAGGAAGUGGCACCUGCUCCUAUGCUUGGAGCUUCUGUAUGAGAAUAAAGGAAAGUAUAGAGAACUGAGACACAAAAUUUUGUCA